AUGCAAUACAGAAAGACCAUCGUCGCAGCCGCUCUUGCCGGUUCCGCCUCUGCUGCCGUCACCGCUUCCGAGCCAUGGACUACUUUGACACCUUCUGCCACAUACAGCGCCGGUAUCACCUCCUACAGCGAUACUUUCGGUAUCGCUGUGAUCCCAGUCACCACUUCUGUGUCUACCGUUUCUGCUAGCACUGCUACCUCCAGCACCAAGGCCAAGCGUGACGCUGUCUCUCAAAUCGGUGACGGUCAAAUCCAAGCUACCACCAAGACCACCGCUGCUGCUGUUUCUCAAAUCGGUGACGGUCAAAUCCAAGCUACCACAGAGACCACUUCCGCUAAGUCUACUGCCGCUGCUGUUUCUCAAAUCGGUGACGGUCAAAUUCAAGCUACCACAGAGACUACUUCCGCUAAGUCUACUGCCGCUGCUGUUUCUCAAAUCGGUGACGGUCAAAUCCAAGCCACCACUACUACUCUAAAACCAUCCUCCGCUGCUGCCGUCUCUCAAAUCGGUGACGGUCAAAUCCAGGCUACUUCUUCCACAAAGACCACUAAAGGUGCUUCCCAAAUUUCUGACGGUCAAGUCCAAGCCUCCACCGCUUCCUCCUCGAGCCCAUCGGCUACUUCUGACUCCUACGUUAAAGCUGAAUCCUGCAAGACCAACGGUACCCUAGAAAUGACCUUGAACGGCGGUAUCUUGAAGGACGGUAAGGGCAGAAUCGGCUCCAUUGUUGCCAACAGACAAUUCCAAUUCGAUGGUCCUCCACCACAGGCUGGUGCUAUCUACGCUGCCGGCUGGGCCAUCACCCCAGAUGGAAACUUGGCUAUCGGUGACAACGAUGUCUUCUACCAAUGUCUAUCGGGCUCCUUCUACAACUUGUACGACGAGUCCAUCGGCGGCCAAUGUUCUCCAGUCCACUUGGAGGUCAUUGACUUGGUCGACUGUUAA
Lachancea fermentati is the source of this 945-nucleotide messenger RNA. Lineage: Eukaryota; Fungi; Ascomycota; Saccharomycetes; Saccharomycetales; Saccharomycetaceae. The record is from the annotation of a GenBank genome assembly.